Molecule: messenger RNA, 2261 nt
Organism: Myxocyprinus asiaticus (Chinese sucker)
Lineage: Eukaryota; Metazoa; Chordata; Actinopteri; Cypriniformes; Catostomidae
Product: zinc-binding protein A33
Exons: 6
Coding region: 127-1551 (474 amino acids)
Molecular function (GO): zinc ion binding
Source: RefSeq, a predicted model, not a curated record
AGGACACAUAUGAUACAGCAUCUCACUAAAACAGGUGAAACUCUUUAACAAGUGCAUAGGUUUAGCUUAGAAUAAACACCUUGUGCAUUGCUUGGAGCAUCAGAAGGCUCUAAAAAGAGCAACAUCAUGGCUUCACUGUCUCUCCACCUCAUGUGUCCAGUGUGUAUGAGUGACUUCAGUGAUCCAGUAAGUUUGCCAUGUGAACAUACUUUCUGCAGACAGUGUAUUACAAGCUAUUUGGAAUCAUCAAGUGCAGGUGCUAACAAAUGCCCGGAAUGCAGACAAAACUUUACCAAAGAGGACGUUAAAGGCAACAGAGCACUGAGAAAUCUUAUGGAAGCUGUACAGAAGCAGCAUCAGACAAAAGACAUUGUGAGAGAUCAACGAAAGACUCCCAGCAAUGCACUUGAAAUGCUCUGCUCUGAACAUGAAGAGAAACUCAAACUUUUCUGUGAGGAUGAUCAGAAAUUGGUUUGCCUUAUCUGCAAAGAUGGAGAGAAACAUCGCGGACAUAGUUUCAAGCCUGUAAAGGAGGCUAUGAAGACCAGUGAGAAUGUGGUGAAAGGAGCAAUUACCUUUAUUUCAGAUGAAAAUAAACAAAUGGGUGAUAUGCUCUUGAGUCAGAAGCUUGUAAUCACAAAAUCCAAGGAAAGGGCCAAGUGUCUUGAGGAAAAGAUGCAUGCUCAGUUUAAGAAAAUGCAUGACUUCUUGAGGGAAAAGGAGGAUAUAUUGAUGAGAGAGCUCCAGAGAGCAGCAAGCAGUGCUGAAGAAAAAAUGCAGCAAAAUGUGUCAUCGUUGACAGAGUUGCAAAAAAGGGGGAACAGCCAGGUGUCCAUUUUGGAGUCAGGACUAAAGAUAUGCCAGCCUGAGAAGUUUUUAGAGUGGUGGAGUGAAGAAGGUUUCCCUCUGGUUGACAAAAUGGCACUCGAAGACAGUGAGAACGAGUCUGCCUUUCAAACUAAAUUUAGGUCAAGACUUAACUGUGUUCAAGUGAUUUCUGACCACUUCACCCUUGGCCCUUAUGAAACUGAUCUGCCUCUAAUUGUUUGGAGAGACAUACUAGGCCCCCUUAAAUGUGACUUAGAGGGUACAUCUACAAUAGACAAAGACAUGAAACUGGCUAUCAAAAAAGAGAACAAUAUGCAGUCUGGAGGGGGAAAUUACUUUGCCAAAUUCCAGAAGUUUCACAAUGGUUAUAAGGACAAUUACGUGGAGGACAUACAUAAUGGUCAGGUGUUCUGGGAAGUUGAUAUAGGAGUUGAACCAGGGUGGGAACAUGGACUCACAGUUAGAUAUUAUCCAGAGGAGAAAAAUGUUUCUCUUUGGCAGACACUUUUUUCAAAAGGUUUUGAAAAAAUCUCUCUUUUAGUUAAAGAUAACAGACUGUAUGCUGUAAGGGGCAGUCAACAAACCAUAAUUGUCAACCAGGUUAUACCCAGCAGAGUUGGGGUUUAUGUAGACUGUGAGAGAUGCCUGGUUGUAUUUUGCAAUGCAGACAAUAUGUCUCUUAUUCACACAGUGUGGUGUGGAGAUAAACAGGUUUAUCUUUAAAUUAGAUUAGUUUAAUGCUUUAGUAUAUAAAUUAGUAUAAUGUUUAGAAUUAUACGUUUUUUAUUUUAUUUAUGUCAAUAUCUGUUGAUUAAGUUUAUAGUAUAUAAAGUAUGCAAGCCAUAUAUAUCAAUGUCAUCAUAUGACAUUAUACGUCAUAUUUCAAUUGGAUUUUCAUUACAGAAAACAUGUGAAAAGGGUCUGUUUAUAAAUGUGUGAAUUAGUUUUACAUGUAUCUAUUUUAGGCUAAAUGUUUGAUCAUCAUUGCGUAUUUAAGCACUGUGAAUCUGAGAUUUGUCCUUCAUUACUGUUUUACUAAAUAUUGUAAAUUUAUUAAGUUAUUCUGUUUUUCUUAUUUUUAAAUAAUGUUUUUAUUUUUAAUAAAAAAUUUAAUUGAAAUAAAAUAUGCCGUAUAUUUUAUAUUUGAUUUUUAUUUUUUUGCUGAAAUCCACAAUGUAAAAGAGGCAUUGGUCUCAAAAGGGUUAGGGUCUUUUUUGUGCAUGUGUAUUUAAAUUCUCAUUUCUUGUUUUAAUUGGUUUUAAAAUGGAUUUGUAAUGCAUUUUUUAGAUAUGUAUUUUUAUUGCCUGAGUAAGAGUUAACUUUUAUUGAUUUUUUGAUUAUAUUUUAUUGAAGUUUAUUGAUUAUAUCUGGGGGAAUAAAAUCAAGUGUAUAUUUUGCAAUAAGCUGUUCUUCAAAACAUAUUGCAAGAUUUA